Manihot esculenta (cassava) is the source of this 5664-nucleotide messenger RNA. RefSeq names its product transcription factor LUX. Gene Ontology annotation, biological process: regulation of DNA-templated transcription. Gene Ontology annotation, molecular function: DNA binding; DNA-binding transcription factor activity. The record is from RefSeq and is a predicted model, not a curated record. Gene Ontology annotation, cellular component: nucleus. The transcript has 2 exons. The coding region runs from base 199 to 1200 and encodes 333 amino acids. NCBI's taxonomy places the organism in Eukaryota, Viridiplantae, Streptophyta, Magnoliopsida, Malpighiales, Euphorbiaceae.
AUGUUGGCACUCUAACCACACCGAUCUGGAAUCAGAUAUUGCACUUUUCUCUCGUUUACCUUCCUAAAGCGCAAGAAAAUUUUUUUAUUUAUUUAUUUUUUCUUUUCUUAUCCCCAGAAAUAUCUCCGCUUCUUUCUCCGACUCCGAUCCAAUCCAAUUCUUAUUGAUCAAAUCUGGGGACUUACGAUACUGUAAAUUAUGGGGGAGGAAGUGAAGAUGGGUGAGUACGAAACCAACGGCGAGGAUACCCACGGAGAUGUGGAAAGAGUUGCAGAGUGGGAGAUUGGCCUACCUACUGCCGACGACCUCACCCCCUUAUCUCAGGUGUUGAUUCCUCCGGAACUCGCGUCGGCGUUCAGUAUCUCGCCGGAACCUCAACGCACGUUUAUCGACGUCAACCUAGCUUCGCAAAAUACUAUCUCGAAUCUCCGUGGGCCUGGCGCUGGGGGACAGUUAAACGCGCUGUCAUCGAAUAACUUCAAGUCUUAUAAUGAAGACCGAGCUCCCGACCUGAUGUUGGUGGACCCGGAACAGGAGCCGGAGGACAACAACAUGGAUCGGGACGGUUCGGGUUCCGAGUCGAGGAAGUUGAGAAGAAUCGAUUCCGAAGAAGCGGAUUCGGCUUUGAGAACUGAAAAUUCCGGCGAAGAUCCGUCAACGAGGACGCCGAAACGGCCACGUCUCGUGUGGACACCGCAGCUGCACAAGAGAUUCGUCGAUGUGGUGGCUUACCUUGGGAUAAAAAACGCGGUACCGAAGACCAUCAUGCAGUUGAUGAACGUAGAAGGUUUGACCCGCGAGAAUGUGGCGAGCCAUUUGCAAAAGUACCGCCUUUAUUUGAAAAGGAUGCAGGGAUUGUCUAGUGAGGGUCCUUCGUCUUCUGAUCAGUUGUUUGCCUCUACGCCCGUGCCGCAGAGCUUGCAUGAGAGUGGUAGCGGCGCAGGCAGUGGAGGUAACGGAGCCGCCCACGCGAACGGCCACUUGGGAAUGCCCAUUCCUGUCCCUUAUCAUCAGGGGGCCGGGUCGAUGAUGCCAAUGCCGGUGUAUGGUCACAUGGGCAAUCAUCAUCAUCAUCAUGGGUUCGAUGGUAAUCUUCCGUACAAUAUGUUACAACAGAGGGACUGGAGCGGGAAUAAUUAUGGGUCGGUCGUGUCUUACCCUCACCAUCCUCCUCAUGUUGCUCCGAAUGAUAAUAUGUGAUAUCAUUAUGGUUUCUUUUUGAUACGCCGUAGAAUAGAGAGAAAGAGAGCUGCAAUUGUAAAAAUCUUUCUUGAUUUUUGAUUGCUGAAAGUCACUUGUGGAAAUGCUGGCUUUCUCCAUGAAUGUGUUGUACCAGAGGCCUGGUGCUUUGAACUGGUUCUUCGGCCUGAAAUGAGAUAUUUCUGCAGGUGCACAAUUUAUGCGGAGUCUAUGUUUAAGAUCCCAUUUUGUGAAUUCUGUUUCUCAUAUAAACCAUUAUUUUUAAGCUGACGUGUGUUUCAAUCCAUGAGAUGCUGCAAAUCAAUUGAUUUCAUUCCUGUAAAUAAUAAAUGAUAAAUGGGAUGAGAAACUGAUAUUUAUUGGAUCAACUUUGUUUGGAUACGAGAUGAGUGUCUUAAAGGUUAUUGGUGGUAUGAUUUUAUACUCUUUUUUCUAAACAGAUAUGUUGCUCUUUCAGUUCUUUAUUUUUAGGAGGAGUAAUAAUUAUAAGUCUGGCAUUGAAAAGGUAAAUUGUGUUUACUAGAAUUUGUUGACUUUUUUUUUUUUUAAUUAAGCAUCUGUUUCUCCUAUUUGAUUCAUGAUGUGACAAGGAACCAAACAUCAGUAAGCAGACAUGAAAAUGCAUACCUUUUUCAUUGUUUCUGGAUGCAAAUCUCUAGGAUCUGCACUUGAUCCUUUCAACUGAACUAGGAUGAUGAGGGGACAACCCAGAAUGUGGAAACGGUAACAGCACAACCAAGAUUCUGUAGAAAUAUUGUGAAUUUAAGACAUGACUCCAACAAAUUUCGGGAGCACAAUAAGUAUAAUUUUCAAUUCUCCCAAAUGUCAUGCCUAUGAGUUCUUGAAGCAGAGAACCCUACACAUUACACCUGCAUUCUAUCCAGCUGCAAACCAUUGGCAACAAUAUCAGUCAUCCAGUUGUUAUAACUGGAAGCAAGAGAAGAGUUGCAUGAUGGUGCCAUUUUGAUCGUUCUGGGGCUUUUUAUGUAAUUUUCAAACACAGUCACUAUCUUAGUGAUUUAGUAUUUCUAAAAUGUGAAAGUGCUCCAUAUGAGGAUUAAAAAAUGUGUUAUCUAGAUGAAAUAUUGUAGAUGCAUGUUAUUAUUCCAACCUGUACCGAAAUACAUACAAGGAUAAUUGGAGCAUGGAUUUCCUUGCAUUUGUUGCCAUUUCAACAGUGAAUUAUUUUUUAGUCAUUUAAGUUUUGAAUACCGAAUACCAUUUGUUCAUGAUUUUGUCUUAAUUUGGUUCACAUUUUGAAUACAAUUCAUUUUGAAUAAUGUUGCUAUGUAGUAACUUUGGGUUUAGAAUUUUCAACCUAUAGAAAUUUCCUGCAUUAUUUUCCAUUCAGGCAAUUGUUUCAAUGACACAUUAAAUGAUGCAGCCGUUUGCAUAAUAGCAAUAUGUUGCCUGAUUUUCAGAAAGGUCACUUGCAGGUUCUAAGGUUUUCCAUUUUUGCUGUUAAUUGUCUGCAUUUAUUUUGGGGGCUCCAAUUAAUUGGCGGUGCUAAAAUUUACAGUUGAUAUUAUCUGUUUUCUGUAGAUUCUAAAGUAUGAGCAAACCUGUUAUAUACAUUGAGCUAUGACUGAGAAUUUGCACAUUUGACAGACAUGAGAUGGGUUUUCAGGAAGGCCUGUAUGGAGACAAUCCAGAGACAUUCAAAUGUAAUGCACGUUAUGCGUCAUGAAUUAUGAACGGUUACACUGCUUCUCUUGGUUCAUGUCAUAUGCCAGUUGUCUGAUGGCAGCAAACAGAUUUGGGGAUGUUGCUUAUAGUUAACAUAUGAUGACAACUCAUAGAUUAUAUUCUCGACCUGUUAUUUAAUUGAUAAAUGUCAAAUAAGUUGUAUAAUGGGAUAUAUUACACCUUCUAUUUUAGCCGUAUACAAAAAGCAAAUAGAGACCUUCCAGUUUUGCAAUAUAUGAAAAUUGAAUAAAGGAGCAGUGUACAAAAUUCAGUUAUAACCUACCAUCCUGUUUAUUGAAUGCUGCUACCAUUCUAUGUUCUUUGUAGUUGUCUUUAAAGUGAGAUGAUUGGUUAGUUAUGUAACUCUGUUCUAUCCAAAAGUUUCUCAUUUAUUGGAAGCAUUUUAUAUUUUUGUGAAAGUUUACUUGUGGAAUAUUUUAGUGUUACGUUUCUAUCUAUUUAUCUGCCUAUAUGUGUGUGUUGUGUGUAGUGCUAUAUUUGAAUUUUCUUUGUGCGUUUAUGAGGUUCUUGCAUAUUGCUGUUCUUUGGUCUUGAAGGCUAGAAUUUGGGAUGUAAUUUGUACUACUUUGUAAUAGCAGUGGAGAGUGGUGCCUCUGAGGUGGUUGUCACUGAUUUGUAGACUUGGGCAUUGUAUGUAGGUGGCUGCAUAUAUGGAGUAAUGUACGGAGAGGUCUUUUCUUGAAGGUAUGAGCGCUUAAAAGCCAUGGUCUCUGAUGGUAUACCAUUUGAAUGGCUGAAUUCUAGUUAGUAUCUAUGGAAGCAGCCCAACAGCAAUAGCUGUUAUUCAGUUGUUUCAAAAUGUCCAGGCAGAAUUGCUAUAGCAUCAUUAACAAUAUACAGUUAUGCUGUCUAACAAAUGUUCUCACAUACCUUGAUGCAACACUUGAUAAUUAACUUUUGCUUUCUGAUUUUACAUAUUUACUAGACAUUUCUUACUACUCUUGUAAUCUAUUUUUAUUUUUAUUUUGGCUUAAAAUUCAUUUGCAGUAUGCCAAGUGUUUUUAUAAUUUAUCUAAGACAUCUCUAUCUCACUUGUUCAUUGCGUUUCUCUUCUUGUAUUGGAGUUGAAUUGUUUCAGUGGAAUAUCAUUUAGCCUCCUCUGUGUGUCAAAUAAUUUCAACUGCUCUAGGAUCUCUUCUGCUGGAACUAUUUACAAUUUGUAAGGUUGGAGUUCCAUUAUUUCGGUUAGGCUAACGGAUUUCUAGUUGUGAGUUUGAAUUGGAAACUAAAUUAGGAAAUUGAGGCCUGCUAUUUGUCCUAAAUGUUACCAAUAUGCUGUUUAAAGGAGUGGAAAGAAACUUUAGCUACGGAUAGAGGAAGAAGCACUUUAUGCCAUUAAAAACUAGUGAUUGGAAUGGAGUAGGACUAAAUGUUUGUUUCUUCUAUUUUUCUUUUUAUACUGUCCACUAACAUUUGAUUGAUUAAAAUAAAAGACUUUCUUUAUGCUUUACUACGUCGUUUCUUUUCUUCAGCUGUGCUACUUUAUUGCCACUGUAGAGGAAGCCAAGAAGCAGUACAGAGUUGUACUCCUCUUCUCCUCAACUUCCGCAUAGAUUAAUCUCCCCCGCCUUCGAAAGCUAUAGGACAGAGACGAAGCAAAGGACAAAGCCUAAAAAGAUAAUUCAAUUUUUUUUUCUUUUUCUCUCUUGUUCGUAUGUAGUAGGCAAGGGGGAGUAACCAUUUGUUUACUCCCAGCAACGGGGUGGCCGUGUCUGCACGCGCUGUUUAUCCAAAUUGAUUGAUGAAAGGAGGAUUUAUGGCAAUUUUUGGAUGGAUAACUCCCCGUGGGAUGUAUGCUAAUUUUCUAUCGCAUAAGAGAGAAAUUUUAUGAGAAAUUUUCUCUGUAGUUCGUUUUUUGUUUUUGAGACUUGAGGUCUCUUUUCUAUUGUUAUCUACGGCUAUUCUCCGGGUAGAGACAGUCUUCCGUUCUUAGCUCAGAUGUGGGUCUCGCCUCCUUGCUUCUAGGGCUGAAUGUGAAUAGUUUUUCUUUUAAUUUUUUUUUUUUUUUAUGCAGAUCUGUUGGAUGAUGGAGAGGAAUUUUUCUUGAUCUGUUUUUCUUUCGUUCUGCUUGCCAUGGGGUUGUUUGCUUGUUUCUUGAGGGGUUUUUUUCUGCUAGGACAAAAUCUCCUUUGUGUCUGUAAGCCAUCGGAAAUGGUUCUCGGUUCUCGGCUGACCUUGAAGCCCCGUUUUGUCCUCUCCUGCUGCUUAUGGCUGCUAGUUUGCAAGCCGACUCGAUCGACCUUUCUUGGAUAUUGAAGACCCGAUGAUGCUCCUCGAUGCAAGUAUAUAGUUUUUUCUUCCAUGCAUGGGCUUCGAUGGAGAGAGAGUUUUAUUUUAUUUCUGAGUUUUUCUUUUUGAAAGCCUCCCUAAUGAUAUCUAGGGGGGAUAGCUCCACGCCUAUGUUUCUUUGGCCAUGCAUGUCUUCUAAGAUGAGAAGUUUUCUUCACCUUUUUUGAUUGUCUGCGAUCACUGUUGUUCAGUCGGUGAGAAAGGUUUGACUUCACAAGGAGGGAUGAGGCGCUGAUGUUGGAUCCAUCUCUUGCAGAACCGGGUCAUUUUCUCCGGAUAGCAAGAUCUGCCAACCUAGAGUUUUCUCUUCUGGGCUUGGACCUUUUAUUUUUCUGUUGGGUUGGGUAGAUUACAUUGUAUUUGGGCUCACAACCUUGUAUUUCCAUGGUUUAUUGAAUCCAAUUUUUAUAUUUGGAAAAAAAAAAAAAAAAAAGGAAAGCGAAGAGCUCUUAUCCCAGUAUUUGUCUA